GAAGGAUUCUCCAAAGAGAAUUAUAGCUAAAGACAGCCUCAAGUAAAACCUUGGGAAGACCAACAGUAGAGUGAACAGCUACAACCAGCACUAAAGACACUGCUGUGAGGUGAGGGACUACGGCUAAGACAUCCAUCACUCAGAAUACUACUAGAUGAGGAUGGGGCACAUUCUCCUGGCCGCGCUCUGCCUGUGGAGCUGUGCACUGACGGUGACUCCACUACUAAACGAGGAACAAGUGGGAAGAGCAAAUAACUACAUCCAGCAGCAGUUCGCCAAAGAUUUUAAUUAUCAGUAUGCCUACUUUGUCAAGUUCACUGCAGACGAAUGCAACAGAGGUUUAACGAAUCAAGUCUUACGGGAAGCCCUAAAGAAUGAAGACGCUGACGACUUGUACCAGAAAGUAAAUAAUUAUGGGAUUUAUGAAGGAAAUCGAAUGGUGGCCGCUUCAUUCUUAGAACAUGAGCACUAUACUGACCAUUCCGAAUAUCGCUUGUUAACCCCUGAGAAUAAUUCCCCGAUUAGAAGGCUGCUGGGGAAAGAACCUGUGGUUGGUUGCGCCAUAUUUUAUUCUCUGAACUCCCCAUGUAUUUCAAAAUGCAUCAGACCUAAUGGAAAUUAUAAUAUUAUUAACUUACUUCAGUCAGUGACUAAUGUCCCCCAAGACAAGGUAUUUGCAUUUAGACAAGUGUUAUGGUAUGAUGCAGGAAAACCUGAGACUUGGACUUCUUGGAGAACAUUGAAUAAUUAUAUGCCAUUGUAUCGCUGUAAUGGAAAUAACUGCAUUCAUUGCUUUACAAAUGGUGUUCAGCAAAAUAAUUGUAUGGAUUAACCCGUAUAGAAAUGUCUUUAGCCUGCUUUCACAUGUAGUUUUUUAGUCGCGCAUUUUGCACUUUUGCAUUUCUUUUUUGUGAAGCGUUUUGCAGCCUUUUUUUUUUUGCAAUACAAAUUCCAUCUCCUGGUGUUAGCUGAAGGCUUAUGGGAAAUACGCAUUGCGGGACACACAAUGUCCAUUACCAUUCAGUGACCACUGAUGUUCAUUAGGUGUCAUUUUUUGUCUUUCUUAGGCCUCUUGCACACGACCGUAUGGUUUUGCAGGACGUUUUUCACGGAUCUAUUUUUCAGUAGUGUUUCUGUUUCCGUUGCGCUUCCGUUUGUGAUCCAUUUUUUUG
Messenger RNA from Bufo bufo (common toad), 1172 nucleotides. RefSeq lists its product as uncharacterized. The record is from RefSeq and is a predicted model, not a curated record. NCBI's taxonomy places the organism in Eukaryota, Metazoa, Chordata, Amphibia, Anura, Bufonidae. The transcript has 3 exons. Bases 155 to 832 code for a protein of 225 amino acids.